Messenger RNA from Penicillium longicatenatum, 1626 nucleotides. Its product is annotated as putative GABA permease. The coding region runs from base 1 to 1626 and encodes 541 amino acids. The record is from RefSeq and is a predicted model, not a curated record. Gene Ontology annotation, cellular component: membrane. The transcript is spliced from 5 exons. Gene Ontology annotation, biological process: transmembrane transport. NCBI's taxonomy places the organism in Eukaryota, Fungi, Ascomycota, Eurotiomycetes, Eurotiales, Aspergillaceae. Gene Ontology annotation, molecular function: transmembrane transporter activity.
AUGGCGGAUGUCAAAAAACCUAUUGAUCUGAGGCCAAUAACGCCUGUUGAGCAUGGAGCUAUUGUUGAGGCUCCAGAUGCUCCGGCUGGAGAUACAGAGUUACUGGCGACUCUGGGUUACAAGCAAGAACUCCGCCGCCACUACUCUACUGUCCAAAUCUUCGCCGUCGCUUUCAGCAUCAUGGGUCUCCUCCCUUCUAUCGCAUCCACCCUCUCCUUCUCGAUGCCCGCCGGUCCCGUCGGUAUGGUCUGGGGCUGGCUGAUAGCAAGUUGUUUCAUCUUCAUCGUCAGUCUCGCAAUGGCCGAUAUGGCCUCCGCCAUGCCCACAGCCGGUGGUCUAUAUUUCUGGACACAUUACUACUCUGCUGAGAAAUGGAAGAACCCUCUCAGUUUCGUGGUAGGGUAUAGUAAUACCAUUGGGUUGAUCGGCGGUAUCUGCUCAAUUGACUACGGAUUCGCAAAUAUGCUUCUCUCCAUGAUCUCCAUCGCGCGGGAUGGGAACUGGACCGCUUCUCGUCCCGUUAUCUACGGGACUUAUGUCGCGACUGUGUGCGCGCAUGGAUUUAUCGCUACAUUCUUUGGACGGGUCAUGCCAAAGAUUCAGUCCAUGUGUAUCUUUCUGAAUAUUGGACUGGUCGUUGCGACGGUCAUUGCGCUGCCUAUUGGUAAACAUGAGAACGCGCCGCCGGUCAACUCGGGCAGUUAUGUUUUUGGUCAGGUUGAGAAUCUUACUACUUGGCCUACUGGGUGGGCGUUUAUGUUGGCGUGGUUGUCACCUAUCUGGACUAUUGGUGCGUUUGAUUCUUGCGUCCAUAUGAGUGAGGAGGCGACUCAUGCAGCGAGGGCUGUGCCGCUGGGUAUUAUUGCUUCCUCUGGGCUGUGUGGGAUCCUCGGGUUUUUGUGCUUGGCUGUUAUUGCAGCGAGCAUGGAUACGGACAUUGAGGCAAUUCUUAGCUCGAAGUUUGGCCAGCCUAUGGCUCAGAUCUAUUACGAUGCUCUUGGAAAGCAAGGUGCCCUUGGCUUUAUGGCUGUGGUAGCAUCCGUCCAGUUCUUCAUGGGAUUAAGUAUUGUCCUCGCCGCCUCUCGACAAAGCUGGGCAUUCUCUCGUGAUGGCGCCCUCCCCUUCUCAUCAUUCUUCCGCAAAGUCAGCCAACAUAAAUUUAUGCGCUACCAACCCGUCAACAUGAUCUGCGGCGUGGUCCUUAUCUCGGUCUUGAUCGGUCUCCUAUCCCUAAUCGACGCUGCCGCUGCCAAUGCCCUGUUCUCGCUCGCUGUCGCCGCUAAUGACCUCUCAUGGCUAACCCCUAUCUUGGCACGUCUCGUUUGGGGUAAAGACCGCUUUGUGCCUGGGGAGUUCUAUACGGGAAAAUAUCUGAGUAAGCCCAUUGCAUGGGUUGCAGUUAUUUACAUGAUAUUUGCUAUCAUACUCUGCAUGUUCCCGACUGAAGGGCCCAACCCGACUCCUGAGGAUAUGAACUAUACUAUUGUUAUAAACGGGGCUCUUUGGCUUGGCUCUGCUCUAUAUUAUGUUCUCUAUGCGAGAAAAACUUUCACUGGACCUCAAACUACGGUAGGGCCGGAGGAUGAGGGUAAGAUGGCUGCAGCGAAAGUAGUAUCGGAACACUAG